AUGAAAAAUAUUCAUGCUCUUACAGACGGUCAGUUUUCUGCUCCUCAUACUUUGGCCGAGGUUUCUGUCGCUCUCAAUAGGGAGUAUGUCUUGCGUAACAUUCUAACAAAGAAUAUAUGCCUGCCAAAAAACCGCACACCUACGAAAUCUAGGAGACAAUUCCUCGCAACAGGAAACUCAGCGGCCCUCUUGACAGUUGGCAAUUUGAAGUCUGUUCGUGCUCACUUGGAUGGGCGGACUCUUCUAAAAUCGCCCGUGGCCGACGGUUGUCACAUUCAGGAGGAUAAUGUUGAGAAUGAUACUUCAAACAAAGAAAACAUUGACCCUCAGAAACAUCUGAAAGCGCAGUCAGCCGUGUCGCCUUUCGACGACAUAGUUAGCGACGACUUGCCAAUCUCGCGAUGGCCAAGAGCCCGAAAACAGCGGAUGCAUGUUGAGGAAGGCGAGUUGUUGAGGAUUCGAAAGCACACGGCAGCGUCUGCUUUGUUGGGACUCUCCCAUUACAGAUGA
Molecule: messenger RNA, 510 nt
Organism: Chondrus crispus (carragheen)
Lineage: Eukaryota; Rhodophyta; Florideophyceae; Gigartinales; Gigartinaceae
Exons: 1
Coding region: 1-510 (169 amino acids)
Source: RefSeq, a predicted model, not a curated record